AUGCACUUGGGCUCCAUGUCGACACCAGGCUAUUCUGGAGCCUGCGAUAUCUUACCCUACCGAACUCACUGCUACAUCCCAGUGACUCCCUCUGUUCCUCUUCGCUCCAAUGAUGUAAGCCCUGCCUUUGGACAUUGCUUACCCAGUAGCUACCAAGGAAAUCUCUGGCUCCUGGAUUACUGCCAAGAAUCCUACUGUGACCCGCUGAACUGUGAAUCUCCCAACUGUGAACCCAAGACCUGCACCACAAGUUGUGAUCCACCAAAUUCCUGUGUACCCUGCAACUCCCCAUCAGCGGGCCAAGUCUUCAGUGUCUGUGAAACUACCAACAUCAGACCCCGCCCCAGCUGCAGCCCAUGCACUCAGACCAAGGGGUAUGUAUCCAAUUGCUACAAACCCACUGGAUUUGCAUCCAAAGCCUGCCAGACCCUUUGCAGUGGUUCCAAUUGCUUUGGGCAAUUUAAUUAUUCAUCCAAGAGGCUCCAGUCUCUAAACCACUGCAGACUGGGUAGUUUGGGAUAUAGAAGCUACCAAAAUCUUGGCUUCAUACCCAGCAGCUUCUCACCAUCAUGUUAUAUUGCCAGAAGCUUCCAACCACAAAGCUAUUUAAUGAGAAAUUGCCAAUAUUCGAGGUAUGGACCUAUGAGCUGCUGGCCGCUGGGCUAUUUAUCUAGAAACUGCCGGUCUCUGAGCUAUAUACCCAGUACCUUUCCACCUAUGAGGUAUUUAUGCAGUGGCAGCAGGCCUCUGAGUUGCUAUUGA
Messenger RNA from Carlito syrichta (Philippine tarsier), 762 nucleotides. RefSeq names its product keratin-associated protein 24-1. The coding region runs from base 1 to 762 and encodes 253 amino acids. Lineage: Eukaryota; Metazoa; Chordata; Mammalia; Primates; Tarsiidae. The transcript has a single exon. Gene Ontology annotation, cellular component: keratin filament. The record is from RefSeq and is a predicted model, not a curated record. Gene Ontology annotation, molecular function: structural molecule activity.